Messenger RNA from Saccharomycodes ludwigii, 705 nucleotides. RefSeq names its product proteasome core particle subunit alpha 6 (gene PRE5). Gene Ontology annotation, biological process: ubiquitin-dependent protein catabolic process. Lineage: Eukaryota; Fungi; Ascomycota; Saccharomycetes; Saccharomycodales; Saccharomycodaceae. Gene Ontology annotation, cellular component: proteasome core complex, alpha-subunit complex; proteasome core complex; nucleus. The transcript has a single exon. The coding region runs from base 1 to 705 and encodes 234 amino acids. The record is from RefSeq and is a predicted model, not a curated record.
AUGUUUAGAAACAAUUAUGAUGGUGAUACAGUUACUUUUUCUCCAACGGGUAGACUUUUCCAAGUAGAAUAUGCAUUAGAAGCUAUAAAACAAGGUAGUGCUACAGUAGGUUUGCGUUCCAAUAAAUAUGCAGUUUUGGUAGCUUUAAAAAGAAAUGCAGAUGAAUUAUCCAGUUAUCAAAAGAAGAUUAUAAAAUGUGAUGACCAUUUAGGGUUGUCCUUAGCCGGGCUAGCACCUGAUGCUCGUGUUUUAAGUAAUUAUCUAAGACAACAAUGUAAUUACUCAGAAAUGGUUUUUAAUAGAAAAUUAUCAGUAGAACAAGCGGGUCAUUUGCUAAGUGAUAAGGCGCAGAAAAAUACACAAUCUUAUGGUGGUAGACCUUAUGGUGUUGGUUUUCUUUUAAUAGGUUAUGAUAACAGUGGAACACAUUUGAUAGAAUUUCAACCAUCUGGUAACGUUUUAGAACUGUAUGGUGCUGCUAUUGGUGCUCGUUCCCAAGGUGCCAAAACAUAUUUAGAACGUGUUUUAAAUGAUUUUGUAAAAGUUGAUGAAGAUCCAGAAGAAUUGAUUAAAUACGGUGUAGAAGCCUUGAAACACUCAUUAAAAGAUGAAACUUUAACUACUGCAAAUUUAUCAAUUGCAAUCGUCGGUAAAGACAAAGACUUUACCAUUCUAGAUGGCGAAGAUGUUACGCCAUACUUGUAA